Molecule: messenger RNA, 2324 nt
Organism: Lates calcarifer (barramundi perch)
Lineage: Eukaryota; Metazoa; Chordata; Actinopteri; Centropomidae
Product: meprin A subunit beta
Exons: 15
Coding region: 120-2195 (691 amino acids)
Biological process (GO): proteolysis
Cellular component (GO): membrane
Molecular function (GO): zinc ion binding; metalloendopeptidase activity; protein binding
Source: RefSeq, a predicted model, not a curated record
AGAUGUUCACAGCUGCAUUCUCCUCCUGUACAAAAACAAAGAAGUAACUUUACCUCAGACACACCAAGGCUGGACAGGGUCGAACCAACACUCAUCUGCUACUGCGUGUGUCUGGAGCCAUGUCGCCCACUUACCUAAUUCUGCUCUUUGGCCUUGGCCUGACAGCAGCAAAGCUAACAGGUGAAACAGAAACUGAUGUUGAUGAAGGCCAAGACUGGGAUAUCUUCAACAUCAAUGAAGCUGCUGGGCUGGACCUGCUGGAGGGAGAUAUCGAACAGGAUCAAACAUUCAGCAGAAACUCCAUCUUAGGUGAUAAGUAUCGCUGGCCAACAACCAUUCCCUACUACCUGGAAGACAGCCUGGACAUGAAUGCAAAGGGGGUGAUCCUGAAGGCAUUUGACCAGUACAGACUGAAGACCUGUAUUGACUUCACACCAUGGAAAGGAGAGGAGAACUACAUCUCUGUGUUCAAAGGCAGCGGAUGCUUCUCCUCUGUGGGCAACCAGCAUGUGGGAAAGCAGCAGCUGUCCAUAGGUAGAAACUGUGAUCGUCUAGGAACUGUUGAGCAUGAGUUCCUGCAUGCUCUCGGAUUCUGGCACGAGCAGUCCAGAGCUGACCGUGAUGAUUAUGUUAACAUCAUGUGGGAUCGCAUUGAACCUGGUAAAGAGCACAAUUUCAAGACACGUGAUGACACAGUGUCCAGCGCUCUGGGCAUCCCUUACGACUAUGGCUCUGUGAUGCACUACAGUAAGACGGCCUUCAACAUCGGCUCUGAGCCCACCAUCGUCACCAAGAUCCCUCACUUCAUGGAUGUGAUUGGUCAGAGGAUGGGCUUCAGUGCUAAUGACCUAGCCAAACUCAACCGUCUCUACAACUGCACUAAGUCAUCUACCUUUGUGGAAAGCUGCAACUUUGAGGAGGAGAACAUCUGUGGGAUGAUUCAGGGUCCUGGGAACACGAAGUGGGAGCAGCUUAGUUCUUUGAGUGGAGGACCUCAGACUGACUUCACCAACAUGGGACAAUGCAAAGGAAAAGGCUUCUUCAUGCACUUCAGCACCGCCUCUGCUAAACCUGGUGACCAUGCAUUUCUGGAAAGUCGUUGGCUUUACCCGAAACCUGGAGCCCAGUGUCUGCAGUUCUUCCUCCAUAACACCGGAGCAGCUGAUGAUGUUCUCAAUAUCUGGGUGCGAGAGUAUGACAAGGCCAACCCCAGCGGUAAAAUGAGGCUCUUCAAGAGCAUUUCCGGAGGUGCCAUGGGCUCCUGGGAGCUUUACAGCGUCAAUCUGAAUGUGGCCCAGAAGGCUCGUGUGGUUUUUGAGGGUGUGAGGGGAAAGAGUCCAUCGAAGGGGGGUUUCUCUCUGGAUGACAUUAACCUGUCAUCCACAAAGUGCCCUCAGCACAUCUGGCGCAUUCGCAAUAUCACAGCCUUGAUGGCCACCACACCAGUAGGAAGCAAACAGUACAGCCCUCGCUUUCUGUCUCCAGCAGGUUACUCCUUCCAGGUAGGUGUGUACCUAAACGGAAGAAGUGACCGUCCAGGGUACAUGGCCAUCUACUUCCACCUGACCUCAGGCCCCAACGACCACAAACUCAAGUGGCCAUGUCCGUGGCAGCAGGCAACCAUGGCCCUGAUGGAUCAGCAGUCUGACAUCAGACAGCAAAUGAACAUGCACAGAAUGGUCACCACUGACCCUGAGAAGAUGUCAUCUGAUGGUAAAGAGUACUACUGGGAUGAUCCCAGCAAAGUGGGCUCUAAAGUGACUGCGUCUGAUGGCAGCUAUUAUUAUCGAGGCCCAGGCACUGGAACAAGUUCUUUCAUCACACACAGCAGACUGAGGAGCAGAAAAUUCAUCAAAGGAGAUGAUGCCUUCUUCCUCCUCAGUGUGGAGGAUAUAUCUGACCUGCUGGUACCUCAGCCCCUGCCUCACUCUGCAGUUCAAGCUGACAGCAAUCUGAUGAAGGCUGCAGACCAAGACGCCCCGCAGGGAGAUGCUAAUAACCCCACCGUGAUCACAGCUGUGGCAGCAUCUGUGGCAGCCACCAUGUUGGUGGUUUCCAUGCUGAUUGUAGGGAUCACCUGGAGGACGAGGAGAAGACAGCAGGAGAGUGACGGUGUGGUGAUCAUACAGGACAUCCCUGGAUUCAUGGAAGAGUGCCCGACCAAAGAUUUACCCUGUCCUCUCAGCACCCCAUGAUGUCCUCACUGACCAGAAGAGAGAGCACAUCACUAGAUGUUCACUGCAACUCUCCAGUCAGAUUUCCACCUGAAUCUUUUUCAUGUAUAAUCUGAAGUUGUGCAUGAGAAGUAAAAUCUCUGAAAGCAA